AUGAUAUCUUGUGAGGACUUGGAGUGGUGGGAAUACACUCAGAUCAUAUACAGGAGACCAUCAGUGUUAGGCAGGAUGUCAAGCCAACCAUCAACUGCAAAGCAGAUUUAUUAUAUGUCUCUAGCAGCCUCUGCUGCCACAUUUGUGCAAGCUACACCAUCGAGUCUUAGUGCACCUAGCAGCCCAGACUUUGAUGACUUUGGAGGCAACAAGAAGAAAGAUCAAAAGCUGAACAAUGGGAUUGGGCUUGAUCUCACACUAAUGGAUACAGACAAUGAUCCCAUCAUUUACAUCAAUGGUAAACCAGUUGCAUUCUCAAAAGUGACUGAAGGGGACUAUGAUUUAAUGACACCAAAAGAGUACACUGCAUAUUUCAAAGUGAUGCAAAUGCAAGAAAUAUAG
Messenger RNA from Guyanagaster necrorhizus, 402 nucleotides. RefSeq lists its product as uncharacterized. The record is from RefSeq and is a predicted model, not a curated record. The coding region runs from base 1 to 402 and encodes 133 amino acids. The transcript is spliced from 4 exons. NCBI's taxonomy places the organism in Eukaryota, Fungi, Basidiomycota, Agaricomycetes, Agaricales, Physalacriaceae.